Syzygium oleosum is the source of this 2234-nucleotide messenger RNA. RefSeq names its product probable protein phosphatase 2C 55. Lineage: Eukaryota; Viridiplantae; Streptophyta; Magnoliopsida; Myrtales; Myrtaceae. The transcript has 6 exons. The record is from RefSeq and is a predicted model, not a curated record. Bases 396 to 1949 code for a protein of 517 amino acids.
AGGGAAGGGGAGGGGGGGGAGGGUGACCUCGUGUCUCCCACCGGACACCGCUCGCCCUUUUGUCCGCUUGCUGGAGCUUCGCUUUCCGAGCCCCUCUCGGUCGUCCCGCCUAUUGCUGGAGCUGAUUCGCCGCGGCUCCGGAGGGUUCUCGCCUUCUCCUCGCGGGCUCGACUUUGAUCCUGUCGCGAUUGUCUCGGGGGGCUGCCCGGUGAUCCGACGAGGGCAGGUGGUUGGGACCCUUGUUGGGCACUGAAGAGGAGGCUGCUUACGAGUACCGGUAUCCGGCGAAAUAGAUGUUGUUGAGAUAUGAUAAUACUUGUCGAGUCAGCUGUUAAUCGUCGUGCUCUUUGCGAUAAAGGGGUUCGAGAGAGGCUGUUUCAUUUUGAGAGUACAAGAUGCCAUCCUCUUAUAUUUUGAAACUGAGAAAUGCUGUUCAGAGUGGCGUCCCGAAGUCGAGUGUUGGGAAGGAUGGUAAGGUGCAAGGGCCAGUGGAAGCUCUAGUCGAGCAAGGGAAGUCUUGGUUUGGAAAUUCUAGGUUGUUUCAUUCUGUGCCUUUUUGUCGAGUUCCGGACCUGCAAUUGCUUUUGCCUCCUGGCACUGUUGUUGCGGCAAGAUCAGAUUCGCAGUUAGCUAAUCAAAGAAGAAACAUCUCUGUUGUUGGUGCUCUGUCUCGCACAUUUUCUACUCCUUCAGUGUCCGGCCCUUCGUUUCAGGUUUGUGCAUAUCACGUUGAUCGGGCCUUCUCUGAGUCGGGCCAAUCUGUGGACAGCUGCAAGUUUCAAGAUAAACCGAUGGCUGCCUGUGGUUCAAGAGCUGUGUUGAGUGAUUGCCGUCUGGAUAAUUUGAUUUCAUGGCGUCCACAUCAUUCAGUGUCUACAAAUCAUGCCACUGCUCAUUAUAGCAACAAAAGCUUCGACAGUUGCCAAAGAUUUAGCAUGAGUUUGAAAAAUAAGGAGCAACCCAAUAAGCAUCAGAUAUAUGGAUACUUUGUGUUCAGUGCCUUAAAGGGGAAAUACAACUCUGGUCAAUACUUUGAGUCGGGCCUCAGAGAUCUUUAUGCUUCAUCUUGCAGAAGUUUAUCUACAGGCACUGCUCCAGAUGUCUCCUUUGACAAUUUUUCAAGGGACGAACAGCUCGGAAGUCAAGCAGUGUCUUCUGAGGGAACAAAUCUACCUGGCAAAACGCUGAAGCUACUUUCAGGGUCGUGUUACCUACCCCAUCCUGAUAAAGAAGAAACUGGUGGAGAGGAUGCUCAUUUUAUCUGUUCUGAUGAGCAAGCAGUAGGCGUGGCAGAUGGUGUUGGUGGCUGGGCGGAUUAUGGAAUAGAUGCAGGGCUAUAUUCUCGAGAGCUUAUGUCUAAUUCAAUUACUGCUAUUCAGGACGAGCCCAAGGGCUCUAUCGACCCCUUCAGAGUUUUAGAAAAGGCAUACUCAAGCACCAAAGCAAAGGGUUCAUCCACAGCUUGCAUCAUUGCUCUCACAGAGCAGGGUCUCCAUGCUAUUAAUUUGGGCGACAGUGGGUUCAUGGUAGUCCGGGAUGGAUGCACAAUCUUUAGGUCUCCUGUUCAACAGCAUGAUUUUAAUCUGACCUAUCAACUUGAGUGUGGAAAUAGUGGUGAUUUGCCCAGUUCUGGUCAGGUAUUCACAAUUCCUGUUGCACCGGGGGAUGUUGUGAUUGCUGGUACUGAUGGACUAUUUGAUAACCUCUACAACAAUGAGAUUACUGCUGUAGUUGUUCAUGCGACAAGGGCUGGUCUAGGGCCACAAGUCACGGCUCAGAAGAUAGCAGCAUUGGCACGCCAAAGAGCGCAGGAUAGGGAUCGACAGACUCCAUUCUCUACUGCUGCGCAAGAUGCUGGUUUUCGCUAUUAUGGUGGCAAGCUUGAUGACAUCACUGUUGUUGUCUCCUACAUAACCGGUUCACGAGAUGAAAAACAAUCGUCAGCUUAAGAUGGCACUCCUUAUACAAAAUAUGGGGUCAUCACACGAGACAGGUCAAUUUUGGCACUCGUACUUCUAGGUUAUUAUUUUCAGGGCUCGAGCUGAAAUGGAAUAUCAUGUGCUAGAAAGCGUUUUUACACCCCACAUAGCCAUUUAUUGGUUGAUGAUGUCUGAGCAGCUCCUGUAAAUAUCGUUUGGUCAGCUAUGUCCGUGCUGUAUUCAUGUGAUCAGGAAACACCUGUGACUUUGCAAUAGUUGCGUGAAUGUCUAAUGGAUGAGAUGAGAUUACGGUGA